This is a messenger RNA of Lodderomyces theae, 1422 nucleotides long. RefSeq lists its product as uncharacterized. The coding region runs from base 1 to 1422 and encodes 473 amino acids. Gene Ontology annotation, molecular function: ligase activity, forming carbon-nitrogen bonds; ATP binding. The transcript has a single exon. Gene Ontology annotation, biological process: tRNA processing. Lineage: Eukaryota; Fungi; Ascomycota; Pichiomycetes; Serinales; Debaryomycetaceae. The record is from RefSeq and is a predicted model, not a curated record.
AUGUGGCUACUACAAAGAUAUAAAGUCAGUCUACGACGUGAUGAUAUUGAGUUACAUGCUAUUACAAUAGAUCACAACUAUAGACCAGAUUCGGCAAGUGAGGCUAGACAGCUUUCUCAAGUAAUGAGACAAUGGAAUGUUCAUCACAUUAUAGAGAAAUUGCAGUAUGAUGUUGAUCCCAAGACCAUUGUCAACUUUGAAGAGGUUGCAAGGACAAAGAGGUAUGAAGCUAUGAACUCAAUAUGCAAUACCCUCGGUAUUUCGGUGGUGGUUUUAGGACAUCAUAGUGACGAUCAAGUUGAAACUUUUGUUCAACGACUUCAAGGAAAUUCGUCACUAUUUGGUCUUGCUUGUACAAGAAAAAUAUCCAAAAUCCCAUUGAUAGCUGAUCUCAAUCCAACUGAACAAUCGACGUUAUUACCAGUAAAGUUGGUGCGCCCGCUUUUGCAAUACGAAAAGAGUACCAUAUUAUCAACUUGUGCAUUGAAUGGAAUCCCCUAUGUGAUUGAUCCAACCAAUAGUGAUACGAAACUAACACGACGAAAUUAUUUACGAAACCUUUUUGGAACUGUGUUGCCACAAAUCAUGGAUGGUCUGCUGUCACAUGACGAAAAUAGUGCUACCCCACCUGUUGGGUUUCGUAGUACACAAUACCAAUCGAUUGUCAAAAGUGAGCUUGUGAAAUCACAACAACAAUGUGCUGAUUUUGCACAAAAGUUUGAGUUGAAAGCAUACACGCUUUUCAAACAACUAGUACUGCAGGGCAAAUACUCAGAAUCACCUGCGUUUGGAACCUUGGAAUUGAAACUUCCCAAGGAAUGUUUGAAUGGAGACAACAAAGUUGUUACAAGUAGGUUCCUUUAUCAAAGAUUGUACCCUUACUCCACAUUGAACCAUUAUCAUUGGGCGUAUGCAAAAUUAGAGAGGUCUCUUUUGCCUCGAUUAGAGAAACUAGCCCAGAACCCUAGGUCCAGGGUAGCUAGAUUUUGUAUUAUGAAUUUGAUUUUUGAAGUCACAAACAACAUCAACUCAACUGAGCUAGAGUUGGACGUUUGGCGAGCUCCUUUAACUCGAAAAGAAUUGGAAAAUGUCUCGUUGGAGGUAUCAGUUAGUUCUUGCUGGAGUCAAUGGCACCUUUUUGAUAAGAGAUUUUGGAUGCGCUUCAAGUCGAGUGGAAAUAAGCCAAUUACGAUUACCGUAGGUUCAUACAUCCACAAGGCUCAUUUCCCUCUUGUCAAUAAGAACCUUAAAGAAGGCAUCGGCAAAAUUGCAGCCAUCAAUCGAUUGGAUUCUUUACCAGUCAUUUUUCUAGGGGGAGAAAUUGUGGCAUUUCCCACAUUGAAUAUUGCUAAUACAAAUGUUGAAACAGUUUGGACUUUGAAAGAGAAUAAAUACGAUUAUGUAGAUUCGAUCAUAAUGUGA